Messenger RNA from Synchiropus splendidus (mandarinfish), 1240 nucleotides. Its product is annotated as glyoxylate reductase/hydroxypyruvate reductase-like. Bases 92 to 1168 code for a protein of 358 amino acids. NCBI's taxonomy places the organism in Eukaryota, Metazoa, Chordata, Actinopteri, Syngnathiformes, Callionymidae. Gene Ontology annotation, cellular component: cytosol. The transcript has 9 exons. Gene Ontology annotation, molecular function: hydroxypyruvate reductase [NAD(P)H] activity; NAD binding; hydroxypyruvate reductase (NADH) activity. The record is from RefSeq and is a predicted model, not a curated record.
GAACCAAAUCAUUUCUGUCAACAUAGUCUGAACUUCAUACCUGGUUGACGUUUUGCCAUCCUCUGUCCUCAUAUUUAAUUAACUGGUGGAAAUGUUUCGCGGCUGUGUGACGCUGUGGCGCCUGCCGAAGCUCCUCCAAACGCCUCUCAGUGCCGGGGGCCUCUCCAACCUGGUGCAGCGGGAGAUGUCCACGCUUCCUCGGGUGUACGUCACCCGACAGAUUCCUCCUGACGGUCUGAAGAUCCUCCGGGAAUCUGGACAGGUCCAGUUUGAGCUGUGGGACUCGGACGACGUCCCUGUCCCCAGAAAGGAGCUUCUUGAGAAAGUGAAAGGCGUGGAUGCUUUGCUCUGCGUGCUCACAGAGAAGAUUGACGCUGAGCUGUUGGAUGCAGCAGGACCGAACUUGAAGGUGCUCAGCACGAUGUCUGUGGGGUUUGACCAUCUCAGUUUGGAGGAGCUGAAGAAAAGGGGGAUCCGUGUGGGCUACACCCCUGAAGUGCUGACUGAUGCUGUGGCUGAACUCACUGUUGCUCUUCUGCUCACCACCUCCAGGAGGCUCAUCGAAGCCACACAUGAAGCCAAGACCGGUGGGUGGGGCACCUGGAGGACUCUGUGGUUGUGUGGUUACGAACUAGCCAACAGCACGGUGGGCAUUUUCGGCCUGGGGAGAAUUGGUGUGGCCAUCGCGGAGCGUCUAGCUCCCUUUAAGGUCAAAAAGUUCAUCUACACAGACAUAGAACCCAGACCGGAGCUGGCCAGCGCCAUCAAUGCAGAGUUUGUGUCUAUGGACGAGCUUGCCCGGCAGUCGGACUUCCUAACCAUGUGCUGCGCUUUAACACCGGAGACAGAGAAGAUCUGCAACAAGGACCUCUUCUCAAAGAUGAAGAAGACCUCCAUCUUCAUCAACACGAGCAGAGGUGGGGUGGUGAACCAGGAUGACCUGUAUGAAGCACUCUCCACUGGCCAAAUUGCAGCGGCGGGUCUUGAUGUCACAGUCCCUGAACCACUACCCACCAGUCACCCACUCUUCACCCUUAAGAACUGUGUGAUCCUGCCUCACAUUGCUAGCGCCUCUUAUACAACCCGCAAUGCAAUGUCCGCCCUGGCAGCCAACAACUUGCUUCUUGGAUUGAAAGGGCAGCCAAUGAUCAAGGAACUAAAACUGUGAGAAAAAUACAAAUAAACUGUUCAACUAGUGAUUUUGAAGAAGGAAAAAAAAACUUACAACAGAGAUGAGCUU